AGGUCUGGCCGCUGGGGGACGCCACCUUCGGCAUUUUCACCUGCCCCAUCACGCACGACGUGAUGACGGACCCAGUUGUCAGUGCCGACGGCUACACGUACGAGCGGGCCGCCAUCUCCCGCUGGUUCCGGGCGUCCACCAAGAGCCCCGUCACGGGGCAGACGCUGCCGCACACGGACCUGGUGCCUAACCAGUCCGUGCGCACGCUCCUCAAGACGCUGAUAGAGAAGGCGGAGGCGUCGGCGGCGGCGCCGCCCCUCUCCGACGCGGCGGGCGCCGUCGACGCCGGCCCACCAGCCGACGGGGCGCGGCCGGGGCCGGCCAGGCAGCAGGCCUGCGGCGGUCGCUGCCGUCGUCGUUGCUGUCGUGACCGCUGGUGGUCGUCGUCGUCGUCGUCG
Prorocentrum cordatum is the source of this 398-nucleotide messenger RNA. Lineage: Eukaryota; Dinophyceae; Prorocentrales; Prorocentraceae. The record is from the annotation of a GenBank genome assembly.